Molecule: messenger RNA, 204 nt
Organism: Paraglomus occultum
Lineage: Eukaryota; Fungi; Glomeromycota; Glomeromycetes; Paraglomerales; Paraglomeraceae
Source: the annotation of a GenBank genome assembly
AUGAAUAACGGUGGAAAAAUCGCCAAAAUUAGCAUGCUUGAUACUGGAAGAAUUAUGCCGACGACCGAUUUAAAUAUAAACGUUAACCAGAUUGUAAUAAGUAUGGACCAGAUGAAAGCCGAUGUGAUAAUGGUUAUUUUGUUGAUGCCAAAUGUUGCGUAUAGUAUGGAGGGUAUCAAAAUGAAAGUUGAGGUAUUGGAAUAA